UCGAUGAAUUGCUAUCAAUAUGCAUCCUCACUCCUCUCUCCACAGCUACUCUUCCUAUAUUUCUUCUCCUCCUUGGCCCUCCCCGUGUCGUCGCAACAAUAGGCACGCGCUGUGACUCGCAUCUGGCCCGCAUGUGACAGCAUCGUCACUCAGCUGCGACGCCCACGUCCCACAGUUCAGGCGCCCAAUCCGUGGAACGAAGACCCAAACCUACCACGGGACCAGGGGACAGCAGCUUACAUAGAAACACCUGUGCGCAAGUACAUAGUUUGGAACUGCCACUCCGUACUUCCUCCACGAUAAGUCACCCAUCGCCAAAGUCCCGAAAAUGAUCCAACACCUCUCACCCCCCGCUCCACGAGACCUCCUCCCACCUCUCCUCGCCUGCUUACCGACCGCAUUCGCCUCAAGCAAGCCUCCGCCAGCUCUGCUACCCCUCCUUUCACCGAUCCUGCGGCAGCGAGUACAGCUCCUUUCCUCCGAGUCCUGGCUCCCCCUCCUCUGCUGGGAUGCUCACGCAGCCUCCAAGCUCCCCGGCAUCGUCGAAGAAAUACAACUAGAACCGCAUCCAGUCUCAGGAGAAAUAGAACUCAGAGACCCAGAAGCCAUCCUCUACCGGCGAUUAGACCCCGAAACCCUGCACGUGCGCCUCGUCCUCGACGAAUUCAAGCUCCUCCCCACAUACCUCUGGUGCACAGGCGACGACAAGGGCUGGCGGCUCGCCGAGCUGCGGGGCAUAGAAGACGGCGAGGACGGCGCACGAUGGUUCGAGAGCAUUGCAGAGGCAAACGAGGACGCCGGGCCCAGCUUCACGCGGAAAGCGCCCCAGGCCAACGGCACCACGAACGGACACCACACCGCCUCAGCGCCCGCCCAAACCCAGGGCAAUGACGCGGAAGACGACGACGACGACUACUGGGCCUCCUACGACCGCACCCCCGGCGGCGUAACACCCGCCCAAAAGCGCUCGCCAGCCCCUCCGCCAGCCAGUUCCCGCGUCCAGCUGCCGUCGCAAUCGGAGCUCGCGGAGCUGGAGUACUUCGCCCGCUACGCUGCGGAAGUGCAGCCCGCGCUCGACGCGCACGAUCCGGAUGAAGAGGGGCUUGUGGCUGGAGAGUCGACACUGAAAGGUGGAGAGUUCUCAGGCGCAGCAAGACCACCUCCUCGCGAGCCCGAGACGGAGCCGGCAGAAACGACGAACCCGGGUCCGAGGGGCUACGAUUCCUCGUUCCCACCUCCGUACACAGCGAACGGCAUUGCGCUCGAGCAUGCCGAGCAUGAGAACCCGUGGGAUGAGGGCAGCGCGCUGAAUCACCCGCGGCCGGCGUCGGCUGGGUCGUCAAGCUCUGUAGAACGGCUAGAAAGGGAGGCGGAGGCGAGUACUCAGGCGGAAAUGGCGAUUAAGCAGCACAUCAGCACGGAUAUGAAGUCGCUGUUCCGGCUGGCGCGGGCCGCGGGAAUUGAGCGGGAGGAGUUUGAGCGGAUAAUUAAGCGGGAGUUGGAGGUGCUGCCGUUGCUUGAGAGGGAUGAGUAGGAGGCGUCUACGUCAGCCGGAGAUUGGAAAUGUAGGAAAGGCUGCUGAGUCGAAAGGGAAGGUAGGCAUUCUGGGCGUUUUUCAAGGAACCACGGUUUGGGCAUUGUAUGGCGCUUGGCCUGAUCAUGUAGCGUUUGUGGAUAUGAGCACCACAUUAUGCCUAGUAUGUUUAUCGAAUACGAAAUCCACUUGAACCU
Messenger RNA from Mytilinidion resinicola, 1731 nucleotides. RefSeq lists its product as uncharacterized. Bases 329 to 1534 code for a protein of 401 amino acids. The transcript has a single exon. NCBI's taxonomy places the organism in Eukaryota, Fungi, Ascomycota, Dothideomycetes, Mytilinidiales, Mytilinidiaceae. The record is from RefSeq and is a predicted model, not a curated record.